UGAACUCCUUCCCAACAUCUCAGCUUGAUGUAGAAAGCCAAUCCAUGGCCUCUACAUUCAUCGUCGGCAAAGUUUACUGUACAACCAGUCCCGACCAUACACCAGACGAUGAUUGUUCCAUGUGUCCCACAUCUUCUCCGUGCGACGUCUACCAUGGCAACAAUGUUUUGAUCGAGCACAAUCCCUAUAGUCCAUUGGUCGACGGCGACAAGGUUUGGUAUUGUUCUAGUUGUAACGAAGGACCGAUCGGGAGCUGGCAAAAUGUCUGCGCAAUCUGUGGCCAUCAGAAAUGCUCUAAUUGCAAAGAGGAGGAGAGCAAAUGAUGUGCGUAUAUACCAUCCAAUACCUUCCAGCGGCCUGUAUUGACACGAAACUCCUUAUUAGUAUCCGUCUCGACCAUAGGGAAAUCAUAUAAACAAUUUGUAUUCACGACAUACGAGGCACACAGCUAGGGCUGUAG
Molecule: messenger RNA, 460 nt
Organism: Aaosphaeria arxii CBS 175.79
Lineage: Eukaryota; Fungi; Ascomycota; Dothideomycetes; Pleosporales
Exons: 1
Coding region: 45-323 (92 amino acids)
Source: RefSeq, a predicted model, not a curated record